Coturnix japonica (Japanese quail) is the source of this 7867-nucleotide messenger RNA. It is a transcript of the gene C2H8orf76, whose product is annotated as chromosome 2 C8orf76 homolog. The record is from RefSeq and is a predicted model, not a curated record. Gene Ontology annotation, molecular function: protein binding. Lineage: Eukaryota; Metazoa; Chordata; Aves; Galliformes; Phasianidae.
AGGUGCGUUGGGGUUGGAGAAGUGUUCUGGCUGAGGAGCCAGCACGAGGUCAGCCCCACACGAGUCAGCACAGCAGUGUGGUGCUGGCUGUUCUGCCCCACCAGCAGGUCGGGGCUGUGCGCAGUGUUUUGCUCUGUGCUCACACUGAACGUACCUGGUGUUGCCUCCAGCAGCCGCCACCGCACCUCCCUGCUGAAGUCCCUGUCAGUUGGAUGUCAGCUCAGGGCUGGUUUGAAAUGUGUUCUCCUCCAAGGAGACUGGGUCUGAGCGUGUUCUGUUGAAUGCUGCAUCCCGCUGCCUUGCCGGUAGGACGAGUCACUAACAGCAGGAGCUGGCACCUUGCUCUCAGCCCAGUCCCUGUGUGAGAGUAAGGUGAAGUCAACAGACCUGUUCCUGUGCUGGAGUCUGAGUCAGUCCUUACAGUCACAGUCCUGGCUGAAGCUGUGACUUGCGCACAGGGCUGGAGGUGAGCGCUCGCCAUUGGGACAGCUCAGUGCUGUUUACUCAGUUCAGUGAAAAAGUCAGGAGGGAAAAUAAAAAAGAAUGUUUGUUCUAGAUUCCAUCAGCUAAAGAGAGAGUUAUGAAAAGCUUUGGGCUGUGUUUAUUUAAACAGUUACCUUUUUGUUUACGGUGUUGUCAGUGACUCCAAAACACUGCAGCUCAGUCCCCACUUUGACAGGAGACCAGCUGGCCCUGUGGCUUGUUUCUCCUCUCCCAGCCUUCUCUUUCCAGCCCAUUCCAUCUUCCAGUUGUUCUCAUAACAAUACUGUCAACUGCUAUUUUUAAUAAUUUGAAUACCACUUUGUGCAAUGCUUUGGUUUUCUCUCUGCACCAGAAAGUCCCUUCUGGAGUGAUGUUAAAUUGCUCCCCGUGGAGUUUGCUUUGCUUUGAAACACUGCUGGUGGUGGUCUUUGGGCUGUUUGACUCUGUUUUCCAACAUUUUUUGUUGUUAAAUGACUUGUUGCACUUCAAAUAUGCAUGUUUCUACUGCAGUAAUGUUGAACUAUUAGCACUGUGGUGGUGUUUCCUUUCAGUCUCAGAUAAAAUAUCCAUCUGGUAGAAGAAGAAAAGGACAGGAAAAGGGAGAUAAACUGGUUGGGUUAUCUGGUUGAUUUGGGUGAAAAUCAGGGUUGGUGUUGGCAGUAACUGAGUGAUUUUUGGUUUUCCUAAAUGAAAACCAAACAGUAGAAAACACUUGCAAAGAAGUCCAUCUUAAGGGACUAAUGUGAAUGAAGCCCUACAGAAUAACCUCUAAUAGUGGUGUGUUCUGAAUCAGAAGAGGCGGUACAAAUAAUAAUGCAGUUGUUAUCUGCUCUCAAACCUUCAGUUCCUCCCCAGCAGCGCCCAGUGCUUGCAGGUGAAGUCCAUCUGCCAGGGUUUCUGUGCAGGCAUUGCCUCCAGCACGCACAGAGCACACACAGGGACACAGACUCACUGACACCGUGUGAGGGAAGUGCCUGGGCAUUUUUCUUAGCAACACCACAAAGGCAGAAACUGCAUCGCAGGUGUAUGUUGUGUGUCGUUCUUUGCCCCAGAUCCAUUUCACUUCCUAUGAUCCGAAGAAGGAUGUAAUGGUGGGCAAAGUCCAUUCUUGAUUUCUGCAUUUGGUUUGCAUGUAUUCAUUUAGCGGCGCUUUCCCUCUGCUUUGCCUCGUGCUUUCUGCAGGCAUCGAUACUUGGACAAGGCAAGCGUGAAGCCAUGCGAGCUAAAUUUAAUAGCAGUUUCCACUUGGUGCUUUCCAGCUGUGCAGAAGCAGCAUGGGAAACAAGGCACUGGAGAAAGAGCUAGACGGGUUAUUUCCAUGUGGACACAGUUACCUCUCCAUAUGGACAAGGAGACGGGGACUGGAGAAGCCCCCAAGUACUCGAGGGCAAUCCCAAAGCCCUGGAUCUGUGUCUUUGAUGUAGCUUUUUUUUCCUUCUUUUUCUUUUUUCCCCCCUAAUUCUCUGAACUGUUUCUCAGUUCCUGCAGGACAGCAGUGUUGCAGGAUGUCAGCUGAGUUUUAAUGGUUGCUGUACAAACAGAGGUGCACAGCAGCCAGAUGCGGAUGCUUCAGUGACAUCCUGGAGGAGAUGCUACCCAGUGCUGUUCAGCCCUGCCCAGUCCCAAGGACCUCGUAGCUGUGAAGUUUUAACACACAGCCUGGUUUAAUCAGGAGUAGCAAUUAAGCAACAAGCAUAACUGUUGCCAGGAGAAGUUAAUGAGUUUUCAGAGGCAAAGUGAUAAAACUGAAAAAGGAAAUGUGCACAGAAGGAGGCAUACGCAUCUCUCUGCAGGUCUGGGGUUUGGUCCAGUUGAGCAGCAGGUCAGCAGUGCCUUUGUGAUGGCUUCUGCGACAAGUUGGUAUCUGCUGACUGUCAGGUCCAGCCUUAAUGCUUACCACAGGUGGCUGAGCAAAGUGGCCCAUCCGUGUGACUCCUGUCAGUUCAGGAAGUGUGCAGAGCUGCAAGGGAGGAUCACUGCCUCAAGACUCUCCCAGGCAUCUGAUCACCUUUCUUUCCUAAAAGCUUUUUUCCUCUUUUCGGCAGCAUUCUGGUCCAGCCCAAGGGUGUGCUCGUUCUGCUCAGCAUUCGUCUUACAAGACAUAAAAUAGUUGUAAAGCCCAUUAAUAGCUGAACACAUCUGUGCUUAGCGUGCCCUUUUGGCAAUAACAACUUUAUUGGGUUUUGUGAGACCUGAGGGGGAAGGAUUAUGGCCUGGUUAAUAUGGCUUACCAGCAGUUUGAAAGGCUGCGCUGUUAGAAGGUAGAUAAGCAAAUGAACUGUCUUUGCAGGAUGCAUCCUCUCUUAUCUGUAUUAAGAUAAGGGAAAUUUGGCUUCCGCCACCAAGCAGUUCUUAUUACAUUUUUAUUUCUGUAAUGCACAGCCCCUCAUCUCCCCUUUCAUUUUUGUUCUGUCUUUGUAGAACUGUGAGCUGACAGGAUGACGUACACAGAAGAGGAAUUCCAUGGCCCACUUACCUGUACGCUCCUGCUCACACUGCUCUGGUUUCAGCAUCUUGUCCUCUUGCAGACAGUGAGGGUGGGGUGUUGGAGCACUUUUUAGGGUGAGGAACCAUUUCAGCUCCCUUGCCUUUCCUUAGUGCUCGCUUUACCUUCAUCAAGGACAGAUCUACACCUAGCAAAUGAAACUUUGCCACAUUUGGCUGUUUCUCAACCAGCUUGAGAUAGACGGAAGUUCAUUCUGUUUUUACCAGCACUUCUUUGAAGAUGUACUGAGUUUGAGACAAGUAUCAUUUUUCUCUAACUUUGGUUGAUGGCAUCUGGAAUCUUUGGCUCAAGGGUCAGCCUUUCACCGCCCUCCGUCUGACCACUUAUUGCUUGAGAACGAUUGCUCUUGAGGUCUGCAGUUGUAUCUCAGGCUAUUGUAGUAACAUUUGCUAGUGUUCAUCCAGGCUCGCAAGGACUUUAACUGCAGUUCUGCGUGUUGAGUCACUUUUUCUGUUAGUCUGUACCAGAGAUAGCCUCAGCAUGCCCUUAGCCAUGAAGCGUUGUUUGUGUUACCCUCCUGUGCCAGUCAUGGACAAUAUUCCCUUAUGUUUGGCACCACGCAAAGAGGAUGAAAGAUGGUUUCUGCUGUAGAGAUCUUGCAAUCUCAAUAAAAGGCAAAAGACAAUAAGUGCAGGGAGAAAAGGACGCAUCAAGACAAUGUCAGCAAAUAAAGAGCUUCUCUUCUCUUCAUGAACGUGUUUAGAGAAGAGCCAAUGUUAUGACUGUCAAAAAAGAAAACUAAUCUUUCCCCCAAGGUAUGAAUAUUUCACAAUGUCUGGAAGAACCCACUUGAUGACUCAGGAGCCGCCCAUCCUUUGAGGAACGCUCCCUGUGGGCCUGACUGCUCUCUUCACUGCAGACAGCACGCUUGCUCUGAGGAGAGAAUGAGUCUGUUGCUUCCUUCCAAGGGCAGCUCCUUUCCAGUAUGCUUUAUUAAAACUGUAAACGAUGUCAGAGCUGCAUUAUUCCUUAGCCGACGUGUGUGGGUAGUGCCUACCAAAACAGGGCCCUCAUUACCAGCCAGGGUUUCUCGUUUCCACUGUGUGUGCCUGAUGGUCUCUUGAAACCUCUGUGGUGUGUGUUCUCCUCCUGGAACAAGGCUGCGGCAAAGACCCAUAGAGCCUAUCACAAUACAAACAAUAACAUCAGGAAUUAAAUAGGCACCAGUGGGGGGAAUUCUUUUGAAUUAAUUUUGCCUCAGAGUAGACGGGGCCGGAGAAAGGUUGUCAGGAUUCAAACGAGCUCUGUCUGCCACGCUGUGUUUUCUUUUCCUGGCUGGAAGGCUCAGGCCCUAUGGCAGCAGAAUGAAUUCCUGCCUGUCCUUUGAGAUGCCUUUACUGUCCAGGCUUCCUCUGGGCUCACCCUGAUGGAAAUGUGAAGCACACAGACUUGCCUCCUUGGUUCCAUCGGUCUGGUUUUCAUAUGCGGAGCUGGUGCUUUAGGCUAGCAGUGCAGCAUGACCUCGGCUGCCUUUAGGAAGAUUCAUCUCCGGCUUCUUUCUAUCCCUGAAGCUGCCUACACACAGCAGCUGCAGCAGUGCGGGAUCCCAUAGGGCUCGUGUAUCUCCGAGCCCCCUCAAAGCUGCUUCUUCCAGAGCUGUUGUUUUCUGCUGCAUGAAGCCAAGGCUAACAGCACCAUGGCAAAUCAUGCCACGCAAGCUCAGGCAAACAGCUUUACUUAAGUGAAGUGGGAAUUUGUAUUCUGGCAGCUAUACUGAUGACUUGGGGCUUGCAGGAGAAAUUGAGCAAAUCUCCAGUGCUGACAAGGCAGAGGAAUUUCUUACAGUUGCACUUUUUUAUAUCUGUAACUAAUACGCAAGGAGCCUUGUAAAUGUCUGAGGGGAGCUGGGGGAAGGGGAGAGCCAGGGAAGGAAGAAAGAAGAACUGCGGUGUUAUGCUGUGACUUAUGACUCAAGCCGUGCAGUCAGCUGCUAGGCCCCCUGUGUGGUGCUCAGGAAUUGUUUCCCUCCUAUCAUUGAUUCACCAGACAAAGGCAUUCUCUGCAUUGCAACACAGAGCCUUUGUGGACCACGUUGGGAUCCUCACAAGCAACGAUGGCUGAAACCCUGAGCCCUGGAGGACUCUACAAUCUAAGCUGGCAGCCAAUGGGGCUGCUCUUGGAUUUGCCCUCGGGAGCGCCUUGCAGUUUGUGUUCUACUUUGUGCUGGGGCCACGUUUCACUUUGAUUCCUCAUGAUUCUUUUUCUGUGUUUUUUUGUUGUUUUUUUUCUUCCCACUUUUCAGUUUGUUCUUAGUCAUCUUGCUGGAUAUUAGUGCUGUACUCAGACUGGUACACUGCACCAUGACCAGCAGGCCUGCAGGAGUGGGAAAGGAGUGCGUGUGUCUGCUUCAUGUGAGGAGCAGCGCAGAUGCUGGAUGACUACAGAUCCAUUUCUGUGUGCUCUGCGUGUCCUGCAGGAGCUCAGCACACCAGUCUGUGAGCAGAGGGAAGCUGGAUAGCUUUGUGUGCAUGCACAAGAAGCCCCAGCUGUGCUCCCCUGACACUUAAAGCAAUCAAAAGCAUCACAUGGAGCAAACUCCUGAUUCUCUCCAGACUCACCUGUUGAGCCAUUUCCUAUGUUCAAGAGCUCUUCUUUGCCAAAUGGUCGGUUUAAAAGCAGAAGAAACCUCAAUUUGUUCAAAUCUACUUGCCAAAGUGUAGUUUCUACCCAGGGAUUUAUGCCAACUGAUUAUAGACUCGUUGGAAUCAUUAAGGUUAGAAAAGACCACUAAGAUCAUCCAGUGCAACUGGCUGGCUCAUGGCCACUGUGCCCACUAAACCAUGUCCCUGAUGUCCUGAUGCUACAUCCAGCCAUAGCUAGGCUGGUACGGAAGAUAUUCUGAGCAUGUAUCCAUCACCACCACCGCUCCCAUGCACACUGGCGUGCACAAUGAGGAGGGCCAUGAAGAUCAUCAGAGGGCUGGAGCACUUCUACAAAGGCAGGAGAAGGGAGCUGGGCUUGUCGAGUCUGGAGAAGGCUCCGGAGAGACCUUUUUGUGCCUUUCCAAUGUUUAAAAGGAGCUUAUAAUCAGGAGAGAGAUCGGCUUUUGACACGGGUACAUAGUGACAGGACGAGGGGGAAUGGUUUUAAACCAAAUGAGUAGAAAUUUAGGUUAGGGAGGAAGAUUUUCACUGGCACAGCAGCCCAUAGAGCUGUGGGAGCCCCAUCCCUGGAGGAGCUCAGGGCCAGGCUGGAUGGUCCCUGGGCAGCCUGAGCUGGUGGGGGGCAGCCCUGCCCAUGGUGUGUGUGUGGGGGGGAGCUGUAACUGGGCUAUCUUUGCAGUCCCAACGGUAUGAUACGGCGAUACCCCGUUACACAGUGGACACACCUCGCUGACGAGCUGACAGCACCACAGCCCGGGAUCGGCGAUCACCCUGCGGAACCCGCCCACCCCGGCCCGCCUCAGCACGUCGCACCGCCCUCCCAAGAUGGCCGCCGCCGCUCUAGCCCAAUUCACCCUCAGCUCUCUGACCCCGUGUGCUCCCUCCCGGCUCCUCCCGGCCCGGCAGGGGUCGCGCUGCCGGCCUGCGAGCCGCUCUAGGAUGGAGAUGGAGCUGCCGCUGGGCUGGGAGUUCGAGGAGGCCGUGUUCUCACAGAGCAGGGAGCGGGGCGCGGGCGGCGGGGCCGGGCCGCCAUACAGCGCCAAGCGCUGCGAGCCCCGGUGGUUCUGCGCUGAGACCAGCAGCGAGGAGGACGCCGAAGUACUGACGGCACAUAAGUUCCGGGCUGACCUGGCCUACAGGGAACGGCAGUUUGAGAAAGCUCUGUGUGAAUACUCAAACUGCUUACAGCGCUUACCUCCCGGUAACAUUGCCAUGAGGCGGGAUGUCCAGGAGGGCCAGGCUCGCUGUUUGUCUCAACUAGGAAGGCACAAGGAAGCUCUGGAUAUUGCAGAAGGAAUGAGGAACGGUGCUACAAACACGGAUCACUUAACGACUGUUCUCAACCUGCAGUUUGCCAUUUAUCGGGAUCUGGAAAACAUAGAAAAGAAGAUGGUGUGUCUGCAGCAGCUGAUCUGCUUACAUCCCUUCAACCCUUGGUACUGGAAGUCACUUGCUGAAGCUUAUAUGGACCUUUUGCAGAGCUUGUCUCCAUUACACAUUCCAGAAGCAAACCUAAAUCAGUCCGAAGAAGUUAGUGAUGGUAGUUUUAAAAUGUCAGCUGGAGGAGAGAUUAAUCUUCACCCUCACAGAUCAGACUGCCAGAGGGAAGGCCCUCAGUCUGGCCCUGAAGCAGAAACAAGGAGUGAGAGCGCAGAAACCUGCAGCAGCAGCCAGGCUGUAACAGAAACACUCCGCACUUCAGACAGUGCUGGAAGGAAGGCUGAAGGGAAACAGGCAGCCUGCGAGUCCUGGGAGCCUGACAUGGCAAAGGAUGUUGGCGUAAAGGCAUGUGCCUCAUUUGUUAGAGCAAGGCUUUUACUUCAGCUUACUCAACUGCAACAGUCAUCCUUUGCUCUCGAGAAUAACAUAAAAUGUCAGAAAGAAAUUGAUGAUAAAGUGGCACAGUUUGGUUUAAAUGAAAACUCCUUGCUGCAGGUGACCAAGGUGAUGGGAGCAGAUCUUGUACCAGAAAAACUAAAAGAGGAAUUUCAGGGUGAGGUAAAAUGCAUAGGCUCUUCAGCACUGUCAUCAUUGGUAACCACAACGGCCUCAGAGUUUGAGAUCAAAUGGUUUGAUAUUCUCCGAGAUGAUUUACGCCACUUGGAUGGGCAGUUCUCUCCAGAUAUACACAUCCCACCUCUGGCAACGUAGGGCUGUUGCACUUACUGUCAUGGCUUCAGAGGUUUAUGGAAUGAUGCAUGCAGAAAGUUCAUGCUGUAUUUUUUAUGUUUCCUUAUGGGAUGUAUUUCAAGAAAGUAAAGGUCUGCAUUUGAAA